This is a messenger RNA of Penicillium alfredii, 756 nucleotides long. Its product is annotated as U1A/U2B'/SNF family RNA-binding protein. Gene Ontology annotation, cellular component: U1 snRNP. The record is from RefSeq and is a predicted model, not a curated record. Gene Ontology annotation, biological process: mRNA splicing, via spliceosome. The transcript has 4 exons. NCBI's taxonomy places the organism in Eukaryota, Fungi, Ascomycota, Eurotiomycetes, Eurotiales, Aspergillaceae. Bases 1 to 756 code for a protein of 251 amino acids. Gene Ontology annotation, molecular function: U1 snRNA binding.
AUGGCGGGCGUAGGAAUUUCGGCCGCUGGCAUUCCGCCCAACCCAACAGUCUACGUCCGAAACCUCGAAGAACGAAUCAAGAUCGAUAAUCUGAAGGAGGCCCUGGAGGAGAUUUUCUCGGAAUAUGGCAACAUCAUUGAGAUCGUCGCGAAAACCAACCUGAAGGCCAAGGGCCAGGCCUUCAUCGUCUUUGACAGCGUCGACUCCGCCGCCCGUGCCAUAGACGAAAUCAAUGGUUUCGAGCUCUUUGAGAAGCCCAUGGUGCUGGACUACGCCAAAACGAGAAGCGAUGCGACGGUCAUGCGGGAAGGCGGCGGGGAUGAGCUGGAGGCUCAUAAGAGGAGGCGUCUAGCUGAGAAAGAGCGAAAGCAAGCCCAAGACGCCCUCGAAACCCAAAAGAAACUCAAGCGCCCCGCGGCCGCCGCCGAAGCUGCACGCCCGGCCAAGACAACCAAGGGAGCCGGUCUCAAGCCGACCUCCGGCGCCACGACCGCCGUGGUCCCCGACGAAUACCUGCCGCCCAACAAGAUUCUCUUCCUGCGCGAUUUGCCCGACGAUACCAGCCAGGAGGGGCUGUCGGCGGUCUUUGGCCGGUUCGAGGGAUUCCAGGAGGCCCGGCUGGUGCCCGGUCGCAAGGGAAUUGCCUUCGUCGAGUACGAGACCGAGUCCGGGGCCAUCAGUGCCAAGGAAGCUACGUCGGGCAUGCCUAUGGGUGACCAGGGCAAGCCGAUUCGCGUCACCUACCAGAGACAGUAA